AUGUCUUACAAAGUGUACAUUCGUGAUUUGGCAGAUACGGAGGACCGUUCUACUCUCUCUGCUCGUAGUUCAUUGAUCAAUGUUCAAGGAGUCGUACCGACGACCAUCGCCUCAUUUGGAAAUGUUCCGAUUGUUUCUGCAAGUUCCACUUCGGUCGAUCAAUCAUCCUAUUUAUCGGCUUCAUCUGCGACGUCAUCUUCUACCAAUUUGUCAAUGAAAAGUCCCGUAACAAUGACCCAUAUUGAUCGUCUCUGUGAGGACAAUAUGGCUCGUAAGGAGAGAUCCAUGCUCAAUUUGAACGAGUUGAGUCAACAACUUGGAGAUGGUAACCAUCACCAAAAGCCAAUAACUCCAGUGAAAACUCCAUCAACUGUGUAUGAGAAUCUGAACAUCCUCAAGCCAACAGUGUCAUCCACCCCAAACCCAUCGAACGUCUACACCGAAGUUCAUCGCGAUUUCGAUAAAGUUGCUAAUUCGGAGGAAAAAGGAGACGAUGGAAAGUUCACUCUCUACAUUAAGGUCACUGAUUGCUUUGAUUGA
Messenger RNA from Caenorhabditis briggsae, 540 nucleotides. The transcript has 3 exons. Lineage: Eukaryota; Metazoa; Nematoda; Chromadorea; Rhabditida; Rhabditidae. Bases 1 to 540 code for a protein of 179 amino acids. The record is from RefSeq and is a predicted model, not a curated record.